CAACCCGUUUCCGUCCACCGGAAGUGCCGGACUUUCCCCACUCGCCCCCCUCCCAACCCCUCCACUUCUUCUGCGGCUUCGUCUUCCUCCAGACCAGAGUCCCACACGCUUCCCAUUCCACUAGCCCCCCUCCGCGUGAGCGCGCCGGAGCCGCGGAUCCUGCCGCCAAGAAUGGAGGCAUGGCCGGACGACUUCCGGUGCCCCAUCACGCUGGAGGUCAUGACGGACCCCGUCAUCCUCCCCUCCGGCCACACCUUCGAGCGCCGCAGCAUCCAGCGCUGGCUCGACGGGGGGCACCUCACCUGCCCCGUCACCAACCUCCCGCUUCCGCCCUCCCCGCCGCUCAUCCCCAACCACGCGCUGCGCCGCCUCAUAGCCACCGUCGCGCCUUCAGCGGUGGCCGCCCCCGCCCCCUCUGAGGGGCCUGCGCAGGGGAGGCAAGAAGCGGCGGCGGCGGUUCAGUCCUCGUCGUCCGUGCCGGCGCUGCUGAGGCUGGCCAAGUCCGGCGCCGCCGGGCGGAGGGAGGUGCUGGAGUCCGGCAACGCGGCGGUGCUGCUGCGGCACGCGGCGGCCGGGGACGAGGCGGCGGCCCGGGCGCUCCUGCUCCUCACCCUGGACGGCGACGACGCGCGCGUCGGGCUCGUGGCGGACGGCGCCGUCGACGCGCUCUCCGCCGCGGUGCGCCACGGCGGCGCGGUCGCCGCGCUCGCGGCCACGGCGCUCACCAGCCUCGCCACCGUCGACGUCAACAAAUGCAGCAUCGGGGCGCACCCCUCGGCCAUCCCGGAGCUGGUGGGGCUCCUCCGCCGCGGCGGCCCGCGGGAGCGCCGCGAGGCGGCCACGGCCCUCUACGAGCUCUGCAAGCUGCCGGAGAACCGCCGCCGCGCCGUGCGCGAGGGCGCGGCGCCCGCGCUCGCCGACUUCGCCGCCGUCGGCUCCGCCCGCGCCGUCGAGGUGCUCGGCCUCCUCGCCAAGUGCCGCGAGGGGCGCCAGCAGCUGUGCAAGAUCCCCGGCAUCGUGUCCGUGCUCUCGGGCGUCGCCGGGAGCGGCAACUCCCGGGCAAUCGAGCAGGCCGUGCUCGUCCUCAACUGGAUUUGCUCGGAGAGCAACGAAUUGGCAUUGGAAGCGAUAAAGCUGGGAGCUUUCCAGCUCUGCGAGACCCUGGUGAACGACGACAACUGCAAGAUCGCCAAGAACGCGGUCGAAUUGGCCCGGACGCUCGAGACAGCGUGAUUCGAAUUGGGCUCUGUCCAGAGAUGAAAUUUGUCAUAAUUUUGAUUUGGCACCUGCUCGAUUGGGUGCUGGCCUCAUUGUACAGAGGUAGAAACAGCAAAGGUGAAGCUUCUCAUCUUCUUCUCUCGUUCUGCUCAUUCCCCCUUCUCUUUUCAUGUUGUAGCGGCGCAGAAAGGGGGACAGAUCAGUAGAAUUUAGUUCGUGUCCAUAUGGUUAGAACAAAAAAAAAAGAACAUGGUUCCUGGUCUUAUCAGCUACUAGAACUGCUUCCGUGUUUCGGAGAAUCACCAGAUCACCCUGUCUGAAAUGUUGUCCACAAGUAUGAUACAUCUGAUGAUCUUCAUAUCCUCAGAAGUCAGUUGGUCCAGUGCGGUCGGUCGCUACUAGUUUUGUUUCUUCCUCCUUUGCUGUGUUCCAUAGUUUUUCAUGGUUACAUGAGGAGAAUUGGAUUGUGUGUAUUGCCUAUCAUCUCCUUGUGACUUUUGAACAGAAAUGAAAUAAUCCACAAGUAUAUGCAUAUAGAGGCUGUUA
This is a messenger RNA of Panicum virgatum (switchgrass), 1764 nucleotides long. RefSeq names its product U-box domain-containing protein 8-like. NCBI's taxonomy places the organism in Eukaryota, Viridiplantae, Streptophyta, Magnoliopsida, Poales, Poaceae. Bases 172 to 1233 code for a protein of 353 amino acids. Gene Ontology annotation, molecular function: ubiquitin-protein transferase activity. Gene Ontology annotation, biological process: protein ubiquitination. The record is from RefSeq and is a predicted model, not a curated record. Gene Ontology annotation, cellular component: cytoplasm; nucleus. The transcript has a single exon.